AUGUAUCCGCGAUUCGCCAAUGCACGAAGGGAUGAGAUGUUUACAUUCGACCAGCUUGGAUUUCUGAUGCCACCCAGCGAUUGGAAGAAAAAAGGAUUAAUACGACGGACAAUUGUCUUGGAUGCAGCAAAUCUAUUGUGGGCGGCUAAGGAUGCAACGAAAGGUGAUAAACUUGACGCCCUUUCGCUGCUAGUCAUUUAUCGAUAUUUUUUGGUUAACGAUUUCAACGUUCGAGCGUUUGUCGGAGAGAAAUAUACAUUAGCCAAUGUUGUCAAAAAUGUUGCUUGUUUUGCGGAAUUGGCAGGGCUCGACGUAUUUGACGAACUUCCAAGCACCACUUACGACGAUCACGCUUUGUUGCAAUAUUGUGAAGAAGUCGAUGGGAUUAUUGUGAGCAAGGACAAAUAUGAAUCAGAAAUUGAUGGAUCGAGUGAUCGUAUUGGAUUAAUUGCACGAUCACAGCGUCUUAUCCCAAACUUUCACGCACUUCCACCGAAUGUCCAUAACACGACAAGCACAGAUGGACACCGAGUCACCAAUUUCAAGUUCGACUUCGAAACGUUUAAAAGCGAUAAGUUCUUCGCAAGUCCGCAAGAUGUUCGCUAUGAAAUCAUCAAGGAGCAAUAUGAAAUUUUCUCGGAUUUGGACCGGAAACAUAUAGUGGAGACAAUUGACAAAAUGCUCGAUAACCCAACUUCAGCUGUCGCUAUGACAAGGUCAAGAGAGGUCGGCGGAGAACAAAUGGUCUUAGAAGCUUUACCCGACGAUGAUUGG
This is a messenger RNA of Mesorhabditis belari, 774 nucleotides long. NCBI's taxonomy places the organism in Eukaryota, Metazoa, Nematoda, Chromadorea, Rhabditida, Rhabditidae. The record is from the annotation of a GenBank genome assembly.